Messenger RNA from Styela clava, 2898 nucleotides. RefSeq lists its product as uncharacterized. Gene Ontology annotation, molecular function: mRNA binding. Gene Ontology annotation, biological process: cytoplasmic stress granule assembly. The record is from RefSeq and is a predicted model, not a curated record. Gene Ontology annotation, cellular component: cytoplasmic stress granule. Lineage: Eukaryota; Metazoa; Chordata; Ascidiacea; Stolidobranchia; Styelidae.
UUUUCACAUUACAGCAUUAUGGAUUGUAUAAAUUUUUCCAAAAAAAUUUGCUAUUUUAAAAGUGAAAAAUAUGCUCAUUGUUCAACUGGUCACACUUAACCUCGGAUAGAACGUUUAGCAUUUCAGAACUUUGAACAUCUAUCUGCGUUGAGACUUCAAAAUUGACCUCAUUCAGUCAUACUCUGCAGUCAGGCAGUGUGCAGAAGAAUUUGAUGCAUCUCGAGUCAUACUCUCAGCUCUAUAUUGUAGUUAAAUAUGAUCGUCAUAACGAUGCUAGUAAACAUUUUGAUGAAUGAAUUUUUUAUAUCAUGAAUCUUUUAUGGGAAUUUUAUAGAAAUUAUAACCUAGUGACAGCAAUAUUAACAAAAAUAAAUAACUGGCUAGGGAUAUAAAUCAAAUAAGUACAAAGCACCCCAUUUUCAACCACAGAGAGUGUACAACUUGCACUCUAGCUUUCGUAUGGCUGGAAUUUUUAUAGUGUGUGCAUACAUAUUUAUAACAAUAACUGAAUAAUAAUUUUUGUCUAAACAAUAUUAGUAAGCUACACCGAAUACAAGGUUAUUUUUCUGUAAUAUCUCCCUGGUUGGAAAACGCUGCUGUAACAGCUAUGCAUUUUUAUCAAGUUGCUAUUAUUGCGAGAGGCAGCAUGAACUAAUUACACAUUUGGUACAAUUUUGGAUGUACUCGCCAGUUUGCAAAAAAUCUUGAUUUGAAAUUUUCCUCAUUGGCUAUUUUUUGAAAUUUUUUCUUAUUGGCUAAACCUUUUCGUAAUUUAUCCAAGUUUACCUAAAAUGGAAUUUUUAAAUUGCAAUUUGUUAGUGAUUACGUUAGUAUGGAAUUCUCAAGUUUACGCUGUAAAUAAUAACCAAUUUGUCCGUAAUAUAUUGUUUUGAAAUUAGUUAUAACAUACUUUGUUUUUAGGUUAUUUACCUUAUUGCCAAAUCAGGCUUUCUAAAUUUGAAAGUGACCAAUAAUUGCUAUUCUAAAAUAGCCUUAUCAAAUUUAUUGUCCAAAAUUUUUUUGAUGAUUCAAAGCAAAGAAAACUAGGAAGGUUUGAAAUCAACCUGAAAUGAAAAUUCUGGAAUCUGGUUCUUAAAAGAAGUACAUCGGAUCAAUUUUCAUCUUUUUAAUUGCGGAAAAUGUAUAUACACUGUUUCGUGAAAUAGUGAAAUAACAUUUUUCAUGAAGCGAUUUUAUGCAACCAAGUGUUGAAUCAAGCUUUGUAUUUAUGAUAAUUUCAUGUCAAUGCUGGAACUGAUACGAGAACUAAUUGUUCAUCGAUAAAUUCUCAAAUCCAAAAUGUCUGGAGCAAGCAAAGGUAGAAAGUCAAAGAAUGUGAGGCCGGGGUCGAAGAAGAAUUCUAGCCAGAAUCAAAGUCCGCCAUAUGAAGGAGCAUAUGGAAAUGCACGUCUGGUUCAUGUUCUUCUGUCUCUCGUGGGAAAGAAAUGCCAGGCUAAAGUAAAAAAUGGUGGUUCCUAUGAAGGGGUUUUCCAUACUUUUAACCCAAAGAUGGAUGUUGCACUCAAUGUAGUACAUAAAUGUGAUAAAAUGUUGAAUCACAAUCCAACAACAAAUGGUAUUGAUUCUAAUGAGGGCAAUGAUUGUCCAAAAGAAGAAGAAUUGAUUGAGGAAAUGCUAUUUCCAUCUGAAAGUCUCGUGUCUGCAAGUUUUGAAGAUGUCGAUAUGUCUUUUGCUACACUUGAAGUCAACGAAACAAAUGGAGAAUCGUCAAGCCUACAACGGUCUAAUUUCAAAAGUGGUGAGAAAAAAUUAGAGCCAUGGAAUGGAGGUGGCGACACAGACCCUCUAACAAUUGGGGGAUUAGAAGGGGGUUUGGGUAGUGAUGGCACCAACGGCUGGGGUGCUGAUGAGAUGUUUAGAGCAAAUGAAGAAAAAUAUGGAGUCAAGUCUGACUAUGACUCAUCACUUUCUAAUUAUACAAUGCAAUUGGAUAUGAAAGAAACAAAUGAAGAUUCCAUUGCAAGAGCAACAAGACUUGCCCAAGAAAUAGAAUCUGGCAGUGAUUAUAAACGUAGAAUUGAUCUUGAACUUGAUGAUGGAAGAACAGAAGAAGAUAAAUUCAGUGCAGUUCGAGACAGCCGAAAAGAUAGAGGAUCUCGUGAAAUGAGAGAUAGAGAUCGCCGAGAUAUGAGAGAUAUUGGUGAGGGGGGAUAUCAUGAUAAAGAUAGAGGUGACCGCGAACGAGACAGAGACCGUGAUCAUCUGACAUCUCCCCAGGGAUAUCGCAAACAUGAUUAUGAAAGGUCCCAUAUACCAGGACGCAACAGGGGUCGUGGUCGAGACAGUUGGGACAAAAGGAACCAGCAAGGCUUCACUGGCUCCAAUAUGGGACCUCAUCGAUCAAUGGGCGGACCAGGUGGACAAUCUGGUGGAGGUGGUCGAAAUCAACCACCAAUGUCACCCAUGGACGGUCCACCUGGACAAGGAGGUUCACAAGGCAAAUACCGUGGUUCCUCGUCCGGACAAACUCAUCUGCCUCCAAGAUUUACAAAGACUGGUAGUGGAGGACAUUCAAGAGAAGAAGAGAGAAUGAGACAAAAUGAUAACAAUGCAAUGCACUCUCCAUACCAACCACCAAAAGGUCAAAGACAACCUCGUAUGCAGAGAUCAAACAUGGGGCGUCAACCAGCAUGGGGAGGACCCACAUCCCCACCAGCAGAUUAUCCACACCACAGCCCAACACAAUGCACCAGGAUCCUGCAGUUAUAUCGUCUGGGCCCUCAUCUGGAGUAGGUGGACCUCCAUUGAGUAGAUCAUCAUCAAACUCUUCUAAUACUUCGACACCAGUACAAAAUCAUCGUAAACAUCUGUCAACGUCGAGUCAGGAGGAACAGCCAACACCCCAACAUCCCCCAACACAGCAACACCACCAACACC